Molecule: messenger RNA, 2209 nt
Organism: Cajanus cajan (pigeon pea)
Lineage: Eukaryota; Viridiplantae; Streptophyta; Magnoliopsida; Fabales; Fabaceae
Product: putative pectinesterase/pectinesterase inhibitor 51
Biological process (GO): cell wall modification
Molecular function (GO): pectinesterase activity; enzyme inhibitor activity
Source: RefSeq, a predicted model, not a curated record
AAUAAAGAAGCGUCAGUGUAGUACUCCCCCACCCCACCGCAUUCCUUAACUCGCAUCCACCGGUAAGUGGUAACCGUCCACAGUGCCACCACUCCCAUAAAAAGUAAAUAAAUAACGGAAUCAAACUCGAAUUAGAAAUUCCUAAAAUUAAUCCCAACCUAACCCACCAUGGUUACAAUUACAAAACCCCGUAAACCCAUCGUCGCAUUCUCGAUCCUCAGAUCCAUCAUCCUCCUCUCAAUGACGUCCCUAAUCUUCCUCUCCCUCCUCCUCCUCCUCCACGUCAGCCCUAAAGCCUCCGCGGACCUCCACGAAGCCUGCAACGCCACGCGCUCUCCUCUCCAAUGCCAUUCCUCCCUCUCCCCGCACCUCCCUCCGAAUCCCACCCCUCUGGAAAUCAUCCACUCCGCCAUCUCCCUCUCCAACGACCACCUCGCCAACGCCCGCUCCAACCUCCGCACCAUCUCCCUCGCCUCCUCCGCCAACCUCACCCGCUCCACCGCCGUCAAGACCUGCCUCCAGGUCCUCCGCUACUCCCACCACCGCAACGUCCUCGCCGCCCGCGCCCUCCCCACCAAACACGCCCGCGCCUGGCUCAGCGCCGCCCUCGCCUACCAGUACGGCUGCUCCUCCGGCCUUAAGUACGUCAACGCCAUCGAAACCGUCUUCGCCGCCCAAACCAUGACGCUCCUCGACUCUCUCGUCAAUAUCACCAGCAACGCCCUCAACAUGCUCGUCUCCUACCACCGCUUCGGGAACGACACCGCCGCCUGGUCCCCGCCGCUCACCGAGCGCGACGGCUUCUGGGAGCCCCCCGUGGCCGAGGGGUUCGCGCCGGGGCCCGCCGCGCCAGCCACGCUGACUCCGGACGUUACGGUGUGUAAGAGAAAGGACGAUGGGUGCUAUGAGAGCGUGCAGGAUGCGGUUAAUGCGGCACCGAAUAACUCGGAUAAGAGGUUUGUGAUAUACAUUAAGGAAGGGGUUUAUACAGAGAGGGUGAGGGUUCCGUUGAGGAAGAGGAAUGUGGUGUUCUUGGGGGAUGGCAUGGGCAAGACUGUGAUAACGGGAUCUGCUAACGUGGGCCAGCCUGGAAUCACAACCUACAACUCUGCCACCGUAGGGGUUGCUGGGGAUGGGUUUGUAGCAAAGAAUCUCACGAUCCAGAACACGGCUGGUCCUAAUGCUCACCAAGCAGUGGCCUUCAGAUCAGAUAGCGACCUUUCUGUGAUUGAGAACUGUGAAUUCAUUGGCAAUCAAGAUACUCUUUAUGCUCAUUCCCUGCGCCAAUUUUAUAAAUCUUGCCGUAUACUAGGUAAUGUGGACUUCAUCUUUGGGAACUCGGCGUCAAUCUUCCAAGACUGUGAAAUCCUAGUCCGGCCCAGGCAAGAAGAGCCACAGAAGGGAGAGAACAAUGCCGUUACCGCCCACGGCAGGACAGACCCAGCUCAGUCAACUGGAUUUGUUUUCAAUAACUGCACGAUUAACGGUACUGAGGAAUACAUGACAUUGUAUAAUAGCAAGCCUCAGGUUCACAUCAACUAUCUGGGUAGGCCUUGGAAGGAGUAUUCUAGAACAGUUUUCAUCCAUUCGUUCUUGGGAGCCCUUAUCACACCACAGGGAUGGAUGCCAUGGAGUGGGGAUUUUGCACUGAAAACACUUUAUUAUGGGGAAUUUGAGAACUCAGGACCUGGUUCUAAUCCGACUCAGAGGGUGCCAUGGAGUAACCAGGUCCCAGCUGAGCAUGUGUCCUCGUAUUCAGCGCAGAGUUUCAUUCAAGGAGAUGAUUGGAAUCGUCAUCUUAGUUAUUAGGCCAUCUUAGAGGGGGAAUAGGAGGAGUGACGAGUAAGUGGGAAAAUUUUUUGUUUCCACUUUGGAACUGCCAGUACAACGAAGAUGUCAAAACCCAGAGAGAGAAAUUCAAAUGCCAUGUUAUUUGUGCUGGUAAAUACGGAGGGUUGAUCCUACUCAUUGUAUUGGGGGUAGGCGUAGGCCAUCCAUUGAAAAGAUUAAUAUUUUUUCUGCCUGAUGGCUGUGUUAUAGAAUCAUGAACUGAUGAAGAAAAACUAGUAGAUUUUACAAAGCUUCCCAUUUGAUGUAACUAGGCAAAGAGAAUAUGGAAGGAAAACUGUUAUGGGCACAAUGGAUAUUAUAGUUUUGAGGAUAAUACCUCAUCACCCACUUUUCCAUCGUACUAUAGCUAUAUGAAAAA